This is a messenger RNA of Liolophura sinensis, 6811 nucleotides long. RefSeq names its product chondroitin sulfate N-acetylgalactosaminyltransferase 2-like. The coding region runs from base 238 to 1836 and encodes 532 amino acids. Lineage: Eukaryota; Metazoa; Mollusca; Polyplacophora; Chitonida; Chitonidae. The transcript has 3 exons. Gene Ontology annotation, cellular component: Golgi cisterna membrane. Gene Ontology annotation, molecular function: glucuronosyl-N-acetylgalactosaminyl-proteoglycan 4-beta-N-acetylgalactosaminyltransferase activity. The record is from RefSeq and is a predicted model, not a curated record.
CGCCGCCGAAGUAGUGACAGAUGACUGCAGGCAGAAAUUUAAGAGCACGGAUACUUAAAAUGGAAGAAUUUUCAUCUGUCCAAACCUCCCAUGUCAGCCACUGAGAUGGAUAGGUUUGCCUGGUUUGGUAUGAAUGACCAAACAGGAGAUCUUUUUCGGUAGAAGCCUUUGUCACAGAUGCUGUGUCCCCUGUAAGACAUUGAGUGGAGGCCUCAGUGAAGAUGUAUCGCACUGAAGAUGAAAACUAUGCCACGGGUCCUGUUGCUGUUAUUCAGUCUAUCCGUCAUGACCAUGAUGUUUAUCGCCAAGUGCGGACUCAACAUUGACAACCACUUGAGCCAGAAAGACGGUGUGACAGGGCUGGGCAAAUACCCCGGGAAAGAACACUACGAGCAAUUGCUGCUGCAGAAAGACGAGAGUCACAAGGAAGAGGUGGCAAGGCUCAAAGAGCACAUUGCCUCAUUACAACGACAACUUAUCCUAGCGGAAGUCAAAGCACACAAUCUGAGUUCAGCCCUUAGAUGGAAUUCUUCGGCACCAAAGCCAGGGCGAGCCAACGUGUACCACACAACUGUGGGCCAAGUCAAAUACUUCUGGAACAAACUGCAAGAGGCCGAGAUUCUGAAGGGUCUGCCGUUGAAGACCGAAUAUGAUGUGGUGCCAUUCAAUCGCUUCACCCUCACCAGGAUUUAUAUGGUGGACCCAGGAUUGGGCAAGAGGGUGGUUGAAAAGCCUAUUGGCUUUAAGAAAAAGGACAUCCUUGAGGUAGUUGGAUUUGGUUUAGAAGCGCUCAAUAGGGAUCGACCUCCAGCAAAGAAGCGAUAUGUGAUGGACGACUUUCUGGAAGGUGUGUACAGGACUGAACCGACAACAGGAACUCACUAUGAGCUUUAUUACCGUAACAUUGACAACCGUGGGACCACAGCACAGUAUACUAAAGUCACAGUGAUGAGACCAUUCGGGCCUUUGCAGUCAGUUAAGACUGACCAGAUUCAGACCAGUAAGGAAUGGAUCAACAUUAUUGUUCCACUCUCUGGUAGGAUUGAAACAUUCCGCCAUUUUAUGGACAUGUUCGUCCAAAUUGGAAUUAAGCAGGACACAAAGGUUUAUUUGACUAUCGUGUAUUUUGGCAAUGAGGGAUUAGAGGAGGCGAAAGCUCUUAUGUCCAGGGUGUCCAAAACCUAUUCUUUCAAAAGUAUGAAAAUGAUCACUGUGAACGAGAAAUUUGCCCGCGGGAGGGGCCUGCAGCUCGGUGCUCUCAACUGGAAGGGAGGGGAUGUUCUUAUGUUUCUCUGUGAUGUGGAUAUUGUUUUUGGCACCGACUUCCUGGAGCGGUGUCGGCUGAACACAGAGCGAGGUAAGCGGGUCUACUACCCCAUGGUGUUCAGUCUUUACAAUCCUAAUGUUGUCUACAAACUUCAGGAUCAGGAGAUUCCAUCAGCUAAGGACCAACUCACCAUCUCUAAAGACUCUGGUUUUUGGCGAGAUUUUGGGUAUGGCAUGGCAUGCCAAUACCGUUCAGACUUCUUCAAAGUGAAGGGCUUUGAUGAACAUAUCACAGGGUGGGGAGGGGAGGAUGUUUUCUUAUAUCAGAAGUAUGUAAAGAGUGAAUACAUGGUCAUCCGUGCCACAGAUCCAGGUAUAUUUCACCUGUGGCAUGAGAAGUACUGUGACCCAAACCUUAGCUCGGAUCAGUACCGUAGCUGUAUUCGUUCCAAGGCCCUUAAUGAGGCGUCUCAUGCUCAGCUGGGUCUACUGGCCUUCAAAGAUGAGAUUGAUGUACAUCGCAGCUACAAACGCAUCAACUUGGUCCCUCCAUCGCAAACAAGAGUAUAGACCUUAACACAGAUGUACAUUUAUGGUUUCGUUUUCUUAAAAAAGACUUUUGCUACUGUGCCACCUAAGAUAAAACUUUCUACUCAGAUCUUUACAAAAGUAAGGAAAAAGGGAUUACACUCACUUUCCUUAUGUAUAAAAAAAAGAAGGCAUUUCACUCAAUGUCUUUAUUCAGGCUGUAAAUUAAAUUUAACAUUAUUUUGAACUACUGUAUUUCAGCUAAAGUUUGGUUUGUAAAAAUAUACUUUCACAAGCAUGCAAAGGCUUUAAAUGAUAUGUUUGAUGCCAGCACUGAAUUUUUUUCUGAUAAUCAAAAAUGAUUAAUCAUCACAAAAACUGUAAGUGCCCGUAUUAAGGUGGAUAAAUCAAUAGGAGUCAAGCUAAAUGUGUCACUUGAAAAGUGCUGAACUUGAGGUGAAAUAUAGUGUAUGAAAUCAGGUCAGCUCACUGUCUUUAAUGGAAUGAGUGGUACUGCACAAUCUUGGCCUCUUAACCUACACAGCAGAUUGAAGAAUGGACGAACACAAAUAUUACUAUGUCUUUAAACAUUCUGUUUUUACUGAUGUCAUACCGAUGCAGAUUGUUCAAACCUGCCACUUACUUGUCCAUCAGGUCAAGUGCUUUAAACACAGCAUGUUCAAACCUGUCACUUACUUGUCCAUUAGGUCAAGUGCUUUAAACCCAGCAUUUUCAAACCUGCCACUUACUUGUCCAUUAGGUCAAGUGCUUUAAACCCAGCAUUUUCAAAUCUGCCACUUACUUGUCCAUCAGGUCAAGUUCUUUGAAACCAGCAUUUUCAAACCUGCCACUUACUUGUCCAUUAGGUCAAGUGCUUUAAACCCAGCAUUUUCAAAUCUGCCACUUACUUGUCCAUCAGGUCAAGUUCUUUGAAACCAGCAUUUUCAAACCUGCCACUUACUUGUCCAUUAGGUCAAGUGCUUUAAACACAGCAUGUUCAAACCUGCCACUUGUCCAUCUGGUCAAGUGCUUUAAACUCAGUGUGUUCUAAAGCUAGUUUUUCACAUGUGUCAUGUAUUUUUGCAAAAUGUAUUUGUAUGUUCAUUAGCUUUUUCUUUAGUCAAGAUUGUUAGUGCUGGAAGAGAAUAUAGCAUAAUCAUGCAAUACCUAUCACAGGAGAAAUUCUGCUCAAAAAUCAGUGGUGAUCACAUCAAAGUUGUCUCCCUUAAUAUAUUAAUGAAGAAAAUAAGUUGAAUAAAUUCCAUGUGUUAAGCAAGUACUAAUUGUUUAUACAUUUAUCAAAUGUCUGUGUUGUAGAUAAUUCUGUUUACCUACAAACACAUACACUAACUGGCAGAGUACAAAAGGUGCACCUUCCUUUCUUACAGGCAAUAGCAGACAGAUAUUUGUUGUACAAGAAUAUGUUUCAAAAGUAUACUUAAAUUUAUAAGCAAAUACUCUAAAUGUUCCUGUAAUGUCAUAAGGGAGGAGUACACUGUUUCUGAUUUACCCUAAGACUCUAGUCCAGGGACAGAGCCUACUUGUAUAGUUAAUGAUGAUGAUAUAUUUUUUAGAUACAACAAUUAGUUCCUUGUUAUUCAGAGGUUGCUUCUUAAGGUUCAUACUUGUUUUCAGUGGAGAAGAGUGAUCUCCCCUGUUAAAAAGAACCUGUCUACAGACUUUCACUUGUUUAAAUUGUCAUUCGAUGCAAACUCAGAACAAUUUACUUCCUGGACUCCUGGAUUUGAUAUUUUAAAGUCAUCAUUAUGGAAAGAAUCGUGUUAAUGAAACUUUUUCAAACUGCUGGCUGAGGUACUAUUCCAGUAUUCAUUUUCUUUUGUGUCAUUUUUGUCAACAUGUUAUAUUCUCAAAACCAAAGAACUUUUUAUAGUCUAGUCUGAAUGUUAUAACUGCUGCAUGAACAAAUACAUACACAGCAGCUGCAUGUUUUUGUCUUUGUUAUACUGUAUACAUGUUAACUUUUUCCAAAGUUGUUAUCUUCAUACAGUUUUCUGUAACUGAUAUUUUUAUACCGGUAUAAAUUCAGGAAGAGGAAUAUAGAAGAGAUUAGAUGUUUGUAUGUAUGAUGCAUUUAUUCAGUUUUACUGUUCACUUUUAGAAGAAAAUGCUUCAAAUUAUUUAUGGAAAAAUAUUACUAAUGAUUAUAUAACUAAUGGAAAAGGCCAUGUACCAAUGAACAGAUAUAAAAAAAACUCGCUGAAUUUGUUACCUUUUUUUCUGGCAAAGUAUUUGCAAAAGUGUUUUGUAUGCAAAUAAUUAUUUUUUCAUUUUACACAGACACUCAUAUUGUCACCACAUGUCCAGAGCGGGAUCCCUGUUCUUGCUUUAUAAUAUGUUGAGUUCUUAACGUAGCUAUACCAGAGAUUUUUGGUCAGAACAAAAAAAAAAAAAAAAACAUGUGGUGCAAAUCCAGUCAUAUUUUUAGUAAAUUAUUGUAGAAUAGCCCAUAUAAUUACCUUCACAAAAUAUCUUGGUCUGUGUUUGUCACUGUAUGAAAUUAGUAAUAAAGUUCUUAAAAUUAUAAUGAUUUCAGUAUAACUUGUUGGAACUUUAGAAUUGAUUAAACACUAUAAAUACAGUGUGGUACAGAUACAAGUGUGAUAUUUACAGCUAGGCAAUAGUUUGAGCUAUUCUUGAUAAAUACAGAAAAAUUUAUUUCGUUUGCAAAUAUAAAUAUUUUGCCAAAAAUCUCUGACAUAGCCUCUUUAUGCACGAAUUACAUAAAUCUUUAUACAGUAAUUCAUUCUUCAGGGAAUUCAUUCUAUGUAUGCUUAUAAAUUAUAUAUAUAUAUAGUUGUAUUGUUGAUCUAUUAUUACAACAAGGUGGUGAUGUUAAAAGGUAUGUCCUGCCUGAUGUCAUGUGUUGCAGGGUUUUCUUUUUUUAUGAGUAUGAUGUCUGUUUUGGUUGUUGUUUUGUUUGAAUGUCCUGCAUUUACUUGUUUGUUCUAAAGGUACUAGUAUCUUCUUACGCAAAACGUAACCAACUAUGUAGGCAAUGCAUACUCUACACCUUUGAAUGGCAGUGGGCUUAAACUGUACAAGAUUGUGCCCAGCGACCAUGGGACUGGUAAAGUAUGGCCUUUGCUGGCAAACCUACUGAAUGAUGUCACAGUGCUUAGAGCAUCCAGAUAUGUUAAUGAUAUCUGUAAUAGGUAUUUAGUACAACAAGAUACUAACUAUAAAACCUUUUUUGUUAUGUCAUUAUAUGUUGUUUUUAAAUACACAUGUAUACUUAUGCCAGACUUUGUAGGUUUAUUGGCAAGCCUUGAGGGCUCAUUUUACCUUGCUAACAGCCCCGCCAGGUGUGGGUAUCUUGACUAGAGUUUGUCAUAAAGACACCUGCAAGCCUCGUCUGUCUGUAGGGACUUGCACCAAAACAUGUCAUGUACAAAGUAUGCAUUUUGCAUUUAGAUUUUCUUUGCAAGAAGGUAAAGCACUGAUGAAACACAUAGUGUGUUUCAUAUGAUUACAUUUUGCAACAUGUUGGGAAUUCCUAUAAAGCUCUCCUAACAAGGUUUAAAUUUAGAGAAAUUGGUCUAAAAUCAUAUAUGUUGAGUAGAAUAGGACUGUACAUCCCUAUUGAAAAGGUACACUUGCACAAGAUUGUCUCACAUGCAUAUUUGUAAAUGUUAAGAACUUUCGUCUUGUAGAAUAAAUUAACACAAUUAUCUUCUGACACGAAUUGCUGGGUUUGUAUCAUUAAGGUAAUUAUACCCAGAACAUUUCUUCUGCUCCAGUAGUUUACUCCUGUUCAGAUUCAUAGACCUUUCUUAUUAAAGCAAGAUCAGAAGUAUUUAUUUUCUCACAAAUAUAUGUAUACAUAUAGGAUGUGAGCAUUUAUACUUUUGUGAUCAACAUAUGUAUGAUGGUACUGAGAGUUCAGAUAUGAAAAAGAAACAAGCUGAUCCUUGUAUACAGAGUACACAGAAUGUUGGUGUAUACAGAAAUACUAGAGUACACAGAAUAGUUCUGCAGAAAGUUGGUGUGUAUGGAAUGGUUAGACAAGAGCACAGUUCUCCCUGUAUUUGCACAUUCUACUUAAAAGUCAUUAUAUGUUUACCUUCAAUAUUAUUCCAGAACACUUUUGUCUGUCUUUUGUUCAUGAAGCAUUGACCCAGACGGCAACAUCUAACAAGAAUUGAAUAAGAUGAAUGAAAUAUUUUUAAUAAUUAAGCUAGAACUGGCAUUAAACCUGGCGUUAUCUUGUUUGAAACCAGAUUCAUUUGAACAUGGGAGAUUCUGUUUUUAUAUGUAACCUUUGUUCGGGAUCUAUUUCAAAUAUGUUAUCAAAUUUGGUUAUUAUUAUAUGGCAUUAAAGCCAUACAUUUGCUGCUCAGUCUUGUACUUGUAUUGCUAUAGAUUCACUGCUGAAGCAUUGUUCUGUACCUCACCACCAUGCCCACACUUUUGGGCUGAUGGGCUCAUCAGCUGGUCUUAGAUUUGCUAUUUUGCCAAUGACAACCUCUACCUCAACUUGUGUCAGACUGAACAUGGAGUCUUUCAAGUAUUCAUGCAUUUAAUUUGCUUUCUAUAAAGGUAUGCAGGAUUGACACUGAUUGGCUGUGCAGUAUGUUAGAGAUCUGAAGUUAAAUACACGGUUUUUGGCUUAACCUUAACCUUGGCCCUCCUUUACACAAAAGGCAGUCAGUGAGGACUACAGAUAUACAGUUGUCACUGACUUGCUGGUGUGAGAAGCAGUCGAGUCCAGGCCAAACUGAGUGUUAGGUACUACACAAGGCUAGAGGAUUCAACCCUACUUCCAUUGGCCACCAACCUGUGUCGACUCCGUAGCCAUGUUUAUAACCUAUACGGCUUUCUUUCUUCCCAUGUUAUAAAACUGUACAAUUUAGUUAACCAUUGGUGAAGUCCGUAUACAUAUAUUUGUCAUUGAGCAGACCUUUCAGAAUUGCGUGUUAUAUUACGUGUUUGUACUUGGGUAAAAUGACCAUAUAUAUAUAUUGCACAAUGCCUGUUGUUUAAAAUGUAAUAAAACGUU